AUGUCACCUGCCCCAAUCACCCAGAACGCCGCGGCCUCACCUUCUCCGACACAGCAAACUACACCGGCUUCUACCGCGACGCCAUUUUCUAAACAUUUCGAUGAUAUUUUUCACGCCAAGUUCAUGCACAUCAUUCAAGAAUGGAAGAAUGACCCCGCUAGAGGCCAGUUGACUCAAAAGGACCGGAAGACUUUCAUCGAGUCCGCUUACGUGGAGACUGAUGAGCUCUACUUCGGCAAGCGCCAGCUCUCUGAUCAAGAGAUCAAACUCCGCGCCCUGACCAAGGUCUUUUACAAAGUACUUGCCGAGGAACCUUGGUCCGAGGACUGGAUCCGCUCCCCUGACGUCGAACGCAAGCUUUCGAAAUUCGAGAUGCACAAGGACUCCAUAGCACUGGCCGCCGAGCAUAACCUUAUCACUCCACGUGAUGCUGUAAAGGCAGCGCGCGAGGCUACCAUCAAACAUCAAGAAGCUCUCAAGGGUUCUAAGGCGCCAAAGGAUCUGAAGAUUAACCGUGGGCCGUUCGAUGAGAUCGAAAUCAUUUACAUUGCCGGCACCGUAUCAUCAACAGCCACGAAUAGGAUCGAUCGUGAAAACAUAUAUCCGGUCUCCGUAAGUUCAGUCGCUAACGUUCUGCAAAACCACAUCUGUAGGGAUAUGGUGCGCCCAUUCUCCAUGGCUGAGCGCUUCGUCAACUGUACCGACACGAAAGAGCUCGAAGACAUGCGGCGCUUUGCCUGCAACGUGUGUGACUUUGCUCCCCACCUCCUCGACAACGACAACGUCAGUCUUCUUGUCGUAUUGCUGAUUCUUUCCCGAUCUGACUGCUGUCGGCGCUUCGAGAACAAUGGCAUCCGCAUCGAAGGUUCCACUAUCAGCCACCGCAAGGCGGAGUGCAUGAAGAACAAAAUGGGCUGGAAGUCAACCGAGGAGAAGAAGCCGUACGAUAACUUCGCCAACGAGUUUCAGACCCGGGUUAAGAAUGCCUGCUUCCCUGCUCCUCGAGCGCAGCGCAUAGGCGGGCGUAAGCAGCCUCGCAAAUCCUCAACGCCAGCUACACCUUCAACUCCUCCUGUAUAUCCUCAACCUCACAUGGGUUAUGUUGCUCCUCCUCAAGUACGCGAUGGCGUCAAUACUGGUAUCAAUAUUCCAGCUCCAGCCAUGCAAAGCAUCUACGCUCAGCAUUUACCUCCUACUACAAAAACUCAUCGCCCUCGCGGAUCGACUGGUGCGGGUAGCAACGCUGGGGACCCUAUGGAUCUUUCGUAG
Cucurbitaria berberidis CBS 394.84 is the source of this 1269-nucleotide messenger RNA. RefSeq lists its product as uncharacterized. The transcript is spliced from 2 exons. Lineage: Eukaryota; Fungi; Ascomycota; Dothideomycetes; Pleosporales; Cucurbitariaceae. The record is from RefSeq and is a predicted model, not a curated record. The coding region runs from base 1 to 1269 and encodes 422 amino acids.